Clonostachys solani is the source of this 1335-nucleotide messenger RNA. Lineage: Eukaryota; Fungi; Ascomycota; Sordariomycetes; Hypocreales; Bionectriaceae. The record is from the annotation of a GenBank genome assembly.
AUGCACAGGAUAAGGUCAUGUCGAUGGCGUGAGUUAAGGUCAUUUGGCUGGGGCGUCCAGCCGCUGCUGCAAAAUGCCCGACAACCGCGCCUGGUUCAGGUCAAUGAGGCUGCUGCACUCGCACGCAGCUACCACAGUCCCGCAGACGAUUCAGAUCACCCCAAGUCUAAUUUGUCAAGACCCAGACGGCUGCCUUAUGACUGGGAGGAACAAAAACCAGUGACUGAAGAGCCAAGAUCGGUGGUCGAGGAGCAAAGACGAUUGUUUGAGGAGCAAAGCCCAGCGGCGGAAGAGCAAAAAGAUGUGGUGAAGGGACUCCGGCCAAGACCCACGAAACCCCGUUAUGGCAAGGUCUAUGGGAGAGCCCAUGAGACGUCAAAGCCUCCAGAGAAAUCCAAGAACCCAUCCAAGUCGCGACAGCGGCAUCAAGGUCUGAAAGGUAUCAGGGUGGCCAAGGAAUUAUCAUCAGACUUCAUCUGCUUUAGGGAGGGCUCUGACAAACCCGCGCCGAUCACCCCCGAGGAUGAUACAAUGCUGUCCACAGCCCAGCAGUAUUUUGGUGAGGCUUACCAAGAGCUCUACUCUGCAUCUAGGCUGAGUGAGCAUGCUAUUAACACGGCUGUCCCGGAGGUUGCACUCAUUGGUGCCAUGGGAACUCGAAAGGCCACAUUCAUCAACGGUCUGUUUGGACUCCCCGAUAACUACGGUGUUGGCUCCUUGCAUGAUGAGGUUAUCAAGAUGAGUAUGUACGGGGUCAAUUUCCCCGUCGGAUGCCAGCACGGGAAAGACCUACCCAUCAUGCUAAGACCGCCGAACGGGUUCAUUCUCGCGGACACCCCUGAAUACACCCUCAUCAAGCGUCCUUCCUGGGGUAAAGAGGUUGUGAAUUACCUGGAAAAGCGGGAGAACCUCAAGGGCGCCAUCCUCCUCCUCUCACUAUCGAAGCCCUUUCGCGAGGUGGACAGGUGGGUGCUGCGCCAUCUCGCCCACAAAGGGGUCAACACGAGCGUUAUCCUCACAGGGGCACAGUAUUUCCCCAAAAGGUGGGAAGAAGUAGCCGCACACCUCGCUCGGCGGGUUCGUCAGGAGAUGAUUAGCCUCGACUUACGGCUUGACAACGGAUGGGUUAGAAAUAAUGGAUGGAUGCCGGACAUACAUGUCGUGGCUCCAGGGAUGGAGUUCCAGCCCAGUAUUGGCAACGGAGGCGGAUUGGGAGGCGCCCGAAAAGCAAUCUUGGAGCUGGCCGGGUUCGAUCUGACCAAGCCCUUCCAGAAGGACACUUCUGUCAGAGGUCACCUUGACCAUGUUGCAUCAUUUAAUACUCCAGAAGCAUGA